UAGAUGUGCAACAAGAUGGACAAGAUGGAACUCCCUGUAUUUGAUGAUGGAGAGAUUUUGUGAACAGUUUCCUGCUAUCCAAGCUGCAGCUAUAGACCAACGGCUUAGAAAGCCCAUGGAGAAGGAGAAACUGGCCAGAAUGGGCAAUGAGGACCUCAGGAAAGCAGAGGAGUUUGUGCUGCUGAUGAGGAUGCAUUACACAUCCACACUUGCUGUCUCUAGCGAAAAAAGUCCAACCUGUGGCCAGAUAUUGCCCAUCCUCCAGAAACUGUGCAAACAUUACACAGUGCAGGCAGACGACUCUGCAUUCGUCAGGAGCGUCAAGGAGAACAUCUGGAACAAUCUUUCCAAAUGUUACCAGGAUGAUGAUAUCCAGGCAUUCCUGGAGGAAGACACUGUGUUAGAUCCCAGAUUUAAAUCUAAAAACGACAGGGAUGAAAUCUGGGAUAGGGUCAGGGCAUCAGUAGUGGCAGCAAUUGAGAAGGUGUCAGAGCCAAGAGAGACACAGGUGCAUGCAGAUGAAGAGGAUAGAGAAGAAGAAGAUGAGAACUACGUAAGUUUAUUGUAGCUAAUUGUGAUGAAUGAUGAUAGAUGGCAUGGAUUAUUAUUACACUAUUUCAUUUAAAACUAAAGCUUGUGGUUAUGUCAU
This is a messenger RNA of Triplophysa dalaica, 649 nucleotides long. RefSeq lists its product as uncharacterized. The coding region runs from base 44 to 568 and encodes 174 amino acids. NCBI's taxonomy places the organism in Eukaryota, Metazoa, Chordata, Actinopteri, Cypriniformes, Nemacheilidae. The record is from RefSeq and is a predicted model, not a curated record. The transcript has 4 exons.